UGUCGGGUCACUCCACUGUGUCGAAUGUCUGAAGCCGUUGCUGGUUCUUACCGCCUGGCUUUAGCUAGUUUAAAUAUUAUAACAUAUCGAUAGUUAGCUAAUACAUGUGCAUAGACGAUCUUGCAAUCGAUUAAAGAGAUAACAUGGUCUGACUUGAACACAAGAGCUGAGGAAGAUAUCGUCAAUUGAAAGGUUUUAUCCAAGUAGGGGCAGAGAAUUCUUGCUGAGGACAACGGAGCUAUGAUGUGCAUCUGAGGACAUCUUGAUCACAUGGGCUCCUAUCCUGUGCUGACCCAAUGGUUUAAUCACCAGGACUAAAAAUGAGCAUAAGCAGUGAUGAAGUCAAUUUUCUGGUUUACAGAUACCUGCAAGAGUCAGGCUUCUCUCACUCAGCAUUCACCUUUGGCAUAGAGAGCCACAUCAGCCAGUCCAACAUCAAUGGAGCCCUGGUGCCCCCUGCUGCCCUCAUCUCCAUCAUCCAGAAGGGCCUGCAGUAUGUGGAGGCCGAAGUCAGCAUUAAUGAGGACGGGACAUUAUUUGACGGGCGGCCCAUUGAGUCGCUAUCUCUGAUUGAUGCUGUGAUGCCAGAUGUAGUCCAAACCAGGCAGCAGGCCUACAGGGACAAGCUGGCCCAGCAACAGGCGGCAGGCAGUGGCAGCGGCACAGGGCCCCAAGGAAGCACCAAGAAUGGAGAGGGAGCUGCCAACGGGGAGGAAAAUGGAUCCCACGCCUUAGCCAAUCACCACUCAGAGAUGAUGGAGGUGGACAGGGACGUGGAGAUCCCUCAGAGUAAAGCCAUGGUGCUAAGGGGCCACGAAUCCGAAGUUUUUAUCUGUGCCUGGAACCCAGUAAACGACCUCCUCGCCUCCGGGUCUGGGGACUCGACAGCACGGAUCUGGAACCUGAGUGAGAACAGCACAGGCGGGUCCACCCAGCUGGUUCUGAGGCACUGCAUACGGGAAGGGGGCCAGGACGUACCCAGCAACAAAGACGUCACCUCACUAGACUGGAAUAGCGAGGGAACGUUGCUAGCAACAGGCUCAUAUGAUGGCUUUGCUAGAAUAUGGACAAAAGACGGUAACCUGGCCAGUACUUUGGGUCAGCAUAAAGGCCCUAUAUUUGCACUUAAGUGGAAUAAGAAAGGAAACUUCAUCCUCAGUGCUGGUGUAGACAAGACCACAAUUAUUUGGGACGCCCAUACGGGAGAGGCGAAACAGCAAUUUCCUUUCCACUCGGCACCUGCUCUGGACGUAGACUGGCAGAGCAACAACACGUUUGCCUCCUGCAGCACAGACAUGUGCAUCCAUGUGUGUAAGCUGGGUCAGGACAGACCUGUCAAGACCUUCCAGGGACACACGAAUGAGGUGAACGCCAUCAAGUGGGAUCCCACUGGCAGCUUGCUGGCCUCCUGCUCAGAUGACAUGACACUGAAGAUCUGGAGUAUGAAGCAGGACUCCUGUGUCCAUGACCUCCAGGCCCACAGUAAAGAAAUCUACACCAUCAAGUGGAGCCCCACAGGCCCCGGGACCAAUAACCCUAGCGCCAACCUCAUGCUGGCCAGCGCAUCAUUUGACUCCACGGUGCGUCUGUGGGACGUGGAGCGCGGGGUGUGUAUCCACACACUGACCCGCCACCAGGAGCCCGUCUACAGCGUGGCCUUCAGCCCCGAUGGCAGGCACCUCGCCAGUGGCUCCUUCGACAAGUGUGUCCACAUCUGGAACACUCAGACUGGUGCUUUAGUCCACAGCUACCGGGGGACAGGAGGGAUCUUCGAGGUGUGCUGGAACGCCACAGGGGACAAAGUAGGAGCUAGCGCGUCAGAUGGAUCGGUUUGCGUAUUAGACCUGAGGAAAUGACACUCAUCUUGGGGAGCCAUGGACCGACUACGAAUGUGUACAUAGCCAAAAUGACUGACUGUCCCUGCCUGUCCGCCACACUGCUGUAGUCCCAUCAGAUGCCAUGGCCCGCAAUUACAGCCAAAUGGAGCGCUUUCUCCCUUCGUCAUAUGUAUGUACCCACAAGGACCACACCUUCGCCACAUACAGUUCUUAAGCACAUGUGUCAGACAUACAUCAGGUCUGUAUGGACACCUGUGCUGCUCUCACAGACCUGCAGGAGGAAACAUUUCUCUGUUGUCACACAGUACAAACUUGUUGGACCCAUCACAUGCAAACCAAAACACCAGGAUUCUUCUCACUUUCCUCUUUUUAUCCUUUGUACCAGAAUUCUGAAGAUUUUUUGUUCUCUGUUGGUGUGUGCAUAUUGCAUAUGUCAGCAUUUGGUGUCCUGUGGACAUUGUUGUUUUAAAUUUGGAUUUUACUGAUAUCUGCAGGUUUUAUAUUACAUGUGGGGUGGGAGAGAAGAGGGGCGGGGGGUUGAGUUAUUUGUCUUUUACAAUGGGUGUUGAAAGCUCUACGUUGGGAGAUCCAUUCAUCUACGUCUUGGCAGUCUUUAAGGUUAAAAAUGCAGAAGUAUAGCUUAGAAAAUGAAAAUGUUUUUUAAUUGUGUCACAUCUAUUUUUAUUAUCCCAUAGGUUUGGUCCAUUUUUUUUUUUUUUUUUUUUAACAAAGCAUAAAGCAGUGAAUCAGAGGCUGAACUGUCCUUUUGUUUUUGCAACUUUUAUCCUCAGAAAUGUUUUUCAGGUGUUCACAAUACAUCAGGUUAAUACAGAGCUCUAAAGAAUUCAAAACCUCUAGGCUGAAAGAUAAUCUUUGUAGCUGUUAAACACCAUCUCAAUCUCAUUCUAACCGUGUGCUGGGCACAAAGACGUCAACGGCGUUGUGCAGUCAGCUUCCAAGUUUCCGUCACUGAGCUCGUCCCCGAUCUGUGUCUCAAGCUUACGAAUAGCAGCGGCUGUGCCCUUGUGUCAGUAGUGAGGUAACAUGGCACAGAAAUAGCUUGCUUUCUGGCGUCGUGCAGCUCUUGGAUCUGAGAGAGAGAGAGAGAGAGAGAGAGAGAGAGAGAGAUACGGGAAAACAGGCCCACAACCGCUCGCAUCCAUCUGAUGAGAACAAUUGAUAGUCCUUAUUAUGCUUGUUUCCUCAAUUAAAGGCUUUUUGCUUACCAAUGCUGAAUGAUAAUCAGACUAGACCAUUCUAAUUGUGUUCCUAUUUCCCCUGCUUGGUCAUUAGACAUCAGGACAUCCUCUGGAGUGUCCCUUCCUUGCUGGAGUUCAUAUCACACACUGUCAUUUUGAGCAGUCGUUUGCAGCGUUCAGUCGGCUUAAAAACGUCCUAACUUUCACUCGGUUACAUAUGCAGUUUUCAUGUCCAGCAAGUACACACUACAGUCCCUGCUUUGGUUUGUCGUCGUCCAGCAUUAACAUAAACACACACACACACACAUUCUAGAGACAGGCUGCGUUCAGGCCUAUGCACGCUCUUCUUUGUAGUGUUCAGAGUUGGCAUUUAGAGGCAAGUAUUGCUUGUUGUUUAUAUCUGUACUAUCACAGGGGACUCUUCUAUAUGCCACUCGUACGCUAAGGGUGGAUUUUAAAGUUACUUUUUGAAGAUGCUUUAAGUCCAGUAUGUGAUGUUCUUCAUCAUAGGUUAGUGACCAUGAGGAUUGUUUUUUUUUUUCUUUUUUUUUUAUAAAAUACCAUUAAACAGUCGUAGAGAAAUAAAAAAAGAGCAGCCCUUUCUUUUUCUGAACUUUAGACAAAUAAUUGAGAAACCAGAAUUGGUGCAGAAAGUGUGCAGUGGGUAAAAUAAAGGUAUAUAUCCCGUCUGCCUCAUCUGGGUAUAUCAAAGCUAAACCAGGCCAACUUCAUGGCAUUCCAGAGCUCAUCUUGCAUCCAUACUUACACACACACUCAGCACACACACACACACACACACACACACACACACAUCGUCGGACGUUUCAGAGGUUUUGCUCAGAAUGUUACUUGAUUUAAAACAUUUUGUACUCAAGCUAAAGACUAUUUUGAAGUUUGCUUUAAUACAGUCAGCAGUGGUUGGACUGUACCACAAAGACACUAUUUCAAAUGUCUAUGACAGUGGAAUGGUAUUUUAUAAUGUUUUGUUUUUAGAUGAUAAGCUUUUUACACUGAAUUCGAGUGUUUGCUAUCUUGUGUUCCUACCGAAAGUACUAACGUUAAUUCUAUCUUUGCUAUGUUGGAGAGCCCUUGAAGGUUUUGUACUUCUCAAAAAUUUUGUAAUUCUGAUUUAUUUGUAGCUACUUAACACAAAAUGAACAAAAAAAUAUAAAAUCUGGAUUUAAUUGUCAAUGUAUUAUAACACAGAACAUGUAAAUACCAAUUUGCAGAUUUCUUUUUGUUGUGUUGUCUUUGCCCUCACCUAUGUUGUACUCUCUUUCUCUCUCACUCACAUGGUUGCAGCCCGCAGCCUUCUGAUCUGACUGUUGUAAUAUCACUCAGAUUUCAAGGUCUAGAAUAAAAUCUAUUUUGAUAAUA
Perca fluviatilis (European perch) is the source of this 4414-nucleotide messenger RNA. RefSeq names its product F-box-like/WD repeat-containing protein TBL1XR1. Lineage: Eukaryota; Metazoa; Chordata; Actinopteri; Perciformes; Percidae. Bases 321 to 1856 code for a protein of 511 amino acids. The transcript has 16 exons. The record is from RefSeq and is a predicted model, not a curated record. Gene Ontology annotation, biological process: regulation of transcription by RNA polymerase II. Gene Ontology annotation, cellular component: histone deacetylase complex. Gene Ontology annotation, molecular function: transcription corepressor activity; protein binding.